Belonocnema kinseyi is the source of this 498-nucleotide messenger RNA. Its product is annotated as gastrula zinc finger protein XlCGF64.1-like. The coding region runs from base 1 to 498 and encodes 165 amino acids. The transcript has a single exon. NCBI's taxonomy places the organism in Eukaryota, Metazoa, Arthropoda, Insecta, Hymenoptera, Cynipidae. The record is from RefSeq and is a predicted model, not a curated record.
AUGGGAGCCCUUCUUUCUUUGCUGCGCUCGGAGUACAAGCAAAAGGGAGUGAGAAAAAUUCGAUCAAGGAGUACAAGUGAGCAGGGGUUGAUGAAUUCGUCGAUGCGAGAACGUCAUCUUGAUUCUGGAAGCAACAGCAGCAUUAACAACAAUAACAAUAGUUUUGAAAGUAACGAUCGUUCAGCUCGAGAAGUUGUUUUUCCAGAUUCAUUCGAGGUUUUGCCUCAACCUAGAGAUCUGAGUGUUAUUUAUAUGGGCGUUCCUCACGAACAACAAAGGAAAUUUAGGUGCAGAUUUUGUGGUAAAGGAUACCGCUGGAAAAGCACAAUGCGUCGUCAUGAAAUGGUCGAAUGUGGUGGAAAACCACCUGCAUUUCAGUGUCCGGAGUGUCCUUAUAAAGCAAGACAAAGGGGCAAUCUCACAGUUCAUUAUAAAAGACAUCAUCAGAAAGCUGGUGUUUUCGAAGAAAGUCAACACGAAACUCAUGAAACAAUUUAA